AUGGGAUUUGGCACAGCAUCUGUAUCACCUGGAAGCGGUCAACGCGCAUUUGUACGGCGUACAUCGACGGAAAAACAAACAAACGGCGCACAUUUACCAGCUGCAGAGGAGACACUGAGUUUGAAUUCGGCCAACCAUUGGUGUUGGGUCAGCUUGUGAAAAGUAAAGGAAGAUUCCAAGAAGGCAACUCGUUCACUGGCAACAUCAAUGGAGUGAACAUGUGGGAUUAUGCCAUGGAGGAGAACGAAGUAUACAAUUUGGCUACAAAUUGUUCGAGUCGCGUGGGCAAUGUCGUAAGCUGGCCGCUUUUCAGAAAUGUUCUGGAGGGCAACGUUGUGUUGACAGAAGGGUCAAUUUGCAGCGGACCUGAUCUCUCUUCCAAAGUCUCCUUGAAAUUUCCAGCCAUGACAGCUGUUGAUCGGAUAAAAUAUUCUGGGUCACUGCCCUCGUUCCAGGCCUUUACUCUCUGCCAGUGGACAAAACUCGUCUUCAUACAGGCAGACGCCACUUCUCUUAGUUAUGCUAACAGUGAAUCGCCAAACGCUCUGGUUCUCUUGCUGAAGAAAGACCUGACGAUACGAAUUUUUAUCAACAAUAAAAGGUUACAGGCAUUCAGGGCUCCCUUUCUGGACAAACACUGGCAUCAUGCUUGUGUCACGUGGACAAACAAUGGAGGUGAAUUUAAGUUUUAUAUAGAUGGCUCAUUGAUGAGAGUGGUAACUGGGUACGGAAAUGGAGAUGUUAUCCGCGGAGGCGGGAUUCUUAUCUUCGGUCAAGAACAGGAUAACCUUGGAGGAAGUUUUGAUGCAAAACAAUCGCUUGUCGGCUUCUUGAGUCACUUAAACCUAUGGAAUUUCGUGGUGCACUCUUUCGCUCUAGUUGACAUAGCAACAGGAUCUGGCACAGAGAAUGGGAACACUGUGGCUUGGAAAGACGUCAUACGAGGUCAGGCUUACGGUCAGGUUGAAGUUGUUUCCAUUUCCCAGGAUCCACCGAAACGUCCAAAUAUGGACUUCAAGUAUGUUUUUGCAUCACAAACCAACCCAUCAUAUGUCCAACUUUAUGACGCCACGACAGACGAGACCAUUGUGAAGUUCACAGCGUGCGUAUGGGUGUCUGUCUAUCAAUCAGAGACGAUGACGUUGUUUACCUACAGAACAAGUGAGAUGCGGAAUGCCAUCGGUAUGCGGCCAAGGUCUAGCGAUCCGAAGUCGUUCACCAUCAUCGUCAACAAUAAAUUUCUGAAUGUUGACUAUGACGACUUCUUUGAAGAAACUGGGUGGCAACAUAUUUGUGUCACGUGGGAAAAUGGCGCAGGCAACUGGAAGCUAUACGUCAAUGGAGAAAGUGUCAAAAGUGGCUCUGGCCUUCAGCCGGGCGUGGAAAUUAAAGGAAAGGGUGAAUUAUUGCUCGGACAAAGGUACAGAACUGGCUCAGAUACAAUUAAACAGGAGCACGGUCUUGUCGGGGAGAUCAGCCAUUUGAACAUUUGGAACAGGACGCUGUCUACGACGAUAUUGCUUGCGAUGUAUCGAGGAUGUGAUUCUACGGGAGGAAAUUUUUUCGACUGGUCAUCGCUCCUUUCUGGUCAGGUGGUGGGUCAAGUUACUAGGGAGACGUCGGCAGAGUGCACGUUUCCAGACGAGGUUAUCAGCUCCAAAAGAAAUCUCUUCUGUGAGGGAAUGACAAAGGAUGGAUGUUCAUCUCCCCUGUAUGCCCUGUUUGACGGAACGAAAGAUUCAAGAGCCAAAAAAUGGAGAUGUUACUUCUCCAACGCUUUGACACAAGACAACUCUGGUCUGUUGGCGUACGACUAUAAAAAAGAAUCAUCUUGUUACAUAACAAUUGCCAAUCCAGAUUUUUAUCUCAUUACGUAAUUUAAUAUUUGGUUGGGGUUUAGGUAGUACAACUCCAACUGGCCUGGUUAGAGUCCAAACAAAGGGCGUGGCAAAGAGAGGGCCACCAGAUGCACGCUACCUCUCUCUCUCCUUCGUCGAAGGAAAAUGAUUAGUCAUGAAAAUGAUGUAAAAUUUGCAUGCAGUAAUACCAUUUACCAGUAGGUUGUAAGGUUAAUCAUCGUGCACAAGACCGUUCCUAUUCAGAUGAGAUCGAGUAUUAAACAGGAGCAGAAGCAUUGUGAAUUAAAUAGCUUGACGCCGACUGUUUUCACAGCACUAAAUUUAAAUUUAAUUAAAUUUGAACACUAGGACAAAACAGCGGUAACGCUAUGGACCAAGUUGCCUUUGCAACCUAGACCUCAUACUCAGGAUCUCUCGACCUCCCUAGACCUGGCAUCCAUAAAAGAUUAUGGAAAUAAUACCCUUGCCCCUAUCAUUUUCAUUUAAUUGUUUAUGAGAAUAUUAAUGAAAUAUUUUAAGCGAUCCGAAAGAGGGAAUCUAAAACUGGAAUGUUUCAUUUUAAUACAGGGGGAAAUAAGACAGGCAGGACUCGAAUCACUGGGAUUUGAUUGUGACCACAAGCAGACCACACUAUGUGUUUGAGGUUAAUUA
Pocillopora damicornis (cauliflower coral) is the source of this 2510-nucleotide messenger RNA. RefSeq lists its product as uncharacterized. NCBI's taxonomy places the organism in Eukaryota, Metazoa, Cnidaria, Anthozoa, Scleractinia, Pocilloporidae. The record is from RefSeq and is a predicted model, not a curated record.